AUAAGUUUAUAUUUACUCAAGAAUUUUAAAUUUACACCUUCAACACAAAGGCAAAUCAAGCAGGCCUAGAAGCAAAUCAAGCAUCUCAAAGGCAAAAGAUGAAUGAAAAUUAGUGUUAAGCUAGGGAACGGAAGUAGUAGGAAAGGCAAAGAAAAAACUUGAGUAAGAUUGGACGAUGGAUUUGUUACCGGCUGAAUCAUCGCAUGUGCUGCCAAAGAAGCACCGGUUCCGUUCCCUGAAACUGGUGAAUGUGAACAUGGAGGAGGCCUUGUCGGAGACGCCGUGCGGAGUCGACUACGGCCGCCUGGACAAUGGUCUCACUUACUAUGUUCGAUCCAAUUCAAAGCCGAAGAUGAGAGCUGCUCUGGCACUGGCCGUCAGAGCUGGAUCAGUUUUAGAAGACGAGGAAGAGCGUGGUGUUGCUCAUAUAGUAGAACAUCUUGCUUUUAGUGCCACUGAGAAAUACACAAACCAUGAUAUUAUUAGGUUUCUUGAAAGUAUCGGGGCUGAAUUUGGUGCUUGCCAGAAUGCAGUCACAUCUGCUGAUGAAACUAUUUAUGAGCUCUUUGUUCCAAUUGACAAACCAGAGUUAUUAUCUCAAGCAAUUUCUGUAUUAGGAGAGUUCAGCUCGGAGGUCCGAGCAUCGGAGUAUGACUUGGAAAAGGAAAGAGGGGCUGUAAUGGAGGAAUAUAGAGGAAAUAGGAAUGCCUAUGGACGGAUGCAGGAUGCACAAUGGGUUCUGAUGAUGGAAGGUUCAAAGUAUGCUGAGAGGCUACCCAUUGGAGUAGAAAAGGUGAUCAAGACAGUUUCUCCUCAGAUUGUGAAACAUUUCUAUAAAAAGUGGUACCAACUGCAGAAUAUGGCUGUUAUAGCUGUAGGAGAUUUUCCUGACACACAGAGUGUUGUUGAGUUGAUAAAGACUCACUUUGGAUAUAAAACUUCUCCACCUGACCUGCCUCCUAUACCAUUCUAUCCUGUUCCAUCACAUGAAAAGACAAGGUUUUCAUGUUUUGUGGAAUCUGAGGGAGCUGGGUCUGCUGUGAUGAUUAGCUGCAAAAUGCCUGUGGAUGAGCUUAAAACAGUGAAAGACUAUCGUGAUUUGCUUGCAGAAUCCAUGUUUUUUCACGCUUUGAAUCAGAGAUUUUUCAAGAUAUCUCGUAAGAAGGAUCCUCCUUAUUAUUCUUGCAGUGGUGCAGCAGAUUGUCUUGUCCGUUCAGUGAAAGCCUACAUUAUGACUUCAUCCUGCAAAGAGAAGGGCACUCUUGAGGCUUUAGAAUCAAUGCUAACUGAGGUUGCAAGGGUACGACUGCAUGGGUUCUCUGAACGCGAAAUAUCUGUUGUACGUGCUUUGCUGAUGUCAGAGAUUGAAUCUGCCUACUUAGAGAGAGAACAGAUGCAGUCAACAAGCUUAAGAGAUGAGUAUUUGCAGCAUUUUCUCCGCAAUGAACCUGUUAUUGGCAUUGAGUAUGAGGCACAACUUCAGAAAACUCUUUUACCUCACAUAUCAGCAUACGAGGUAACCAAAUACUCAGAGAGGUUUAGGACAUCAUCUAGCUGUGUUAUUAAAACAAUAGAGCCCCGAGCAACUGCCACACUGGAUGAUCUGAAGGCUCUUGUUUCGAAGAUCAAUACACUUGAACAAGAGAAAAGUCUUCCUCCUUGGGAUGAUGAAAAUAUUCCCGAAGAAAUUGUUUCUGUAAAACCAAAUCCAGGGUGGAUAGUGGAGCAGUUUGAACAUCAGAAAGUUGGGGCUUUUGAGUUAAUUUUAUCAAAUGGCAUGCGAGUGUGCUAUAAGUGCACUGACUUUCUUGAUGAUCAGGUUUUAUUCACAGGGUUUUCGUAUGGUGGUUUAUCUGAAGUUCCAGAAAGUGAAUACUUCUCAUGUUCAAUGAGCUCAACCAUUGCUGGUGAAAUUGGUGUUUUUGGUUAUCGGCCUUCAGUUCUUAUGGAAAUGCUUGCUGGAAAACGAGUUGAAGUUGACACAAAACUUGGGGCAUAUAUGAGAACAGUUUAUGGUGAUUGUUCACCUUCAGAUUUAGAAACUGCAUUACAGCUGGUCUAUCAACUCUUCACCACAAAAGUAGAACCAGGACAAGAGGAUGUCAAGAUAGUGAUGCAAAUGGCAGAAGAAACUAUACGUGCUCAGGAGAGAGAUCCCUACACUGCCUUUGCAGACCGUGUGCGGGAGCUUAAUUAUGGGAACUCCUAUUUCUUCAGGCCAAUUAGAAUUAGAGAUCUUCAAAAAGUCAAUCCAUAUAAAGCAUGUGAAUAUUUCAGCAAUUGCUUCAAGGAUCCUUCAACAUUUACAAUGGUGAUUGUUGGGAAUAUUGACCCUGCCACUGCACGUCCAUUAAUAUUACAGUAUUUGGGCGGAAUUCCAAGGCCACCUGAGCCCAUAUUACAUUUCAACCGUGAUGCUCUUAAAGGCUUGCCAUUCAGAUUUCCUUCAACUGUAAUUAGAGAAGUUGUUCGUAGCCCUAUGUUGGAAGCACAGUGUUCAGUCCAACUAUGCUUUCCUGUUGAGCUAACAAGUGAAAACAUGAUGGAAGAUGUUCAUUUUGUUGGUUUUCUUAGCAAGUUUCUUGAAACUAAGAUAGUACAAGUUCUCCGCUUUAAGUAUGGGCAGAUAUACUCUGCUGGAGUUUCUGUGUUUCUUGGUGGCAAUAGACCAUCUAAAGUUGGCAAUAUUCGUGGUGAUAUUAGCAUCAACUUUUCUUGUGAUCCUGAUAUCUCCUCAACAUUGGUUGACAUUGCAUUGGAUGAAAUAUUGCGUCUCCAAGAAGAUGGACCCUCCAAUGAAGAUGUUUCCACCGUGCUAGAAAUUGAGCAGAGGGCACAUGAAAAUGGAUUACAGGAGAAUAGUUAUUGGCUGGAGAGGAUGCUGCGCAGCUACCAAUCACGGAUCUAUUCUGGUGAUGUUGGUAGUUGUUUUGAGGUGCAGGACAAGGCCCGUUCUAAAGUUAGAGAAACAUUGACUCCGUUGACAGCCCAAUUGGCAUUGCAAAGACUACUUCCAUUUCCGUGCAAGAAACAGUACACUGUAGUAAUUUUGAUGCCACAAACUUCUCAUAUGAAAAGAUUAAAGUCAUUCAUAUGUUCUGCUCCAACACGAUAUUGUACAGAAGCAAAGGUUUUGAUGGGGACAGCUGGUGUGGCAGUUUUGCUACUCGCUUUGUGGAGACAUUCACGGAACAGCCUGAAAUCCUAAGUUAGACCCCUCAUAUGAGGACCGUGAAUCCACACAGUUGCUGGGACUUUAGAUACUGCAUUGGCUCUUCAAUUUUUCAAACAUAACCAUUUCCGCCCUCACACCCUUCUCUGAGUUUUAUUUCACUACUAUAUGUAUUUGACAGCAGACUCUUUUGCCUUUUGAUGUUGCAGCCACUCUCUUCUCUUUUAUGACCACUUUAGCCACGAAAAUUUCAAGUCGUUUUACUUUUAAAACAUUAAACAUCCCUCCAUCAACCCACAAAACAGUCUUGAAGUUCUUGUUCAAAACUAUCUCCAUUUCGGUGAGUUGUUCAACCGAAAAUAGACCUUUAUGUUUUUAUCCGAAUACGUUUGGUUUUUGAAACCUUUCUUAGGAGUUCGUUGGAGAGUUUCUCUUAGGUUUGUUGGUGUUAUUCAACAGUCUCUAAUGGUAUCAAAGACUCAUCUAA
This is a messenger RNA of Cuscuta campestris, 3659 nucleotides long. Lineage: Eukaryota; Viridiplantae; Streptophyta; Magnoliopsida; Solanales; Convolvulaceae. The record is from the annotation of a GenBank genome assembly.